GCCAAGGGGCGAAUUUCCAAGUGCCCCCUGCACAGCCCGAGGUCGGGAGCGCGAAGACCCCCGAGGACAAGUGCCUGGCGGUCCCAAAUGCCCGCGAGACCCCCUCGACGCCCAGGACCGCGUGGCGAGCUCGGCGCGCACAGAGACGCUGAGGAGCCGAGGAGAAACCCCGAUGGGCCGGGGGGCUGGUUGGCUGGGACGCAGAGGCGGCGCGGACCGGAGCGCCUUUCGGUUUAAGGAGCAAUACUUCUGGGAAGGGACAGGGAACUGUCAAUCAGCGAGGGAGGGAGCGCACCGGCGCCGGGUGAUGUCAGCGGAUCAGCUGCUCGCUAACAAAGAGGGGUUAUUACAGGAGAAAGUUGCGGCGGCCGCGGCGGCACCCCGGGGCCUCGGAGGCGAGGGGCAAGUGGGCGAAGGGAGGAGGGACGGCUGCGGCAGCAGCAACUGGAGGCCGAGGAAUCGAAAGGGCUGUAGGGGGAGGCAGUGCGAGCCAGCCCCGACUGCUCCUCCUCUUCCUCCUCCUCCUCCAAACUCGCAGGGUUCAGCCCCAGCGCUCGCCCAGCCGCCGGAGCACCCGGAGGGACGGGAGGCAGCCGUGCGGCCCGGAGCUGGGCAGGGUCCCCAGCCGCCAUGGAUAGCGACGACGAGAUGGUGGAGGAGGCGGUGGAAGGGCAGCUGGACGACGACGGGCUGCCGCACGGGCUCUGCACGGUCACCUACUCCUCCACCGACAGAUUCGAGGGGAGCUUCGUGCACGGAGAGAAGAACGGACGCGGGAAGUUCUUCUUCUUCGACGGCAGCACCUUGGAGGGCUACUACGUGGACGACGCCCUGCAGGGCCAGGGCGUGUACACCUAUGAGGACGGGGGCGUCCUCCAGGGCACCUACGUGGACGGAGAGCUCAAUGGGCCGGCGCAGGAGUACGACACGGACGGGAGACUGAUCUUCAAGGGGCAAUAUAAGGACAACAUCCGGCACGGAGUGUGCUGGAUCUACUACCCAGAUGGAGGCAGCCUUGUAGGUGAAGUCAACGAGGAUGGGGAGAUGACUGGCGAGAAGAUCGCCUACGUGUACCCGGACCAGAGGACGGCCCUGUACGGGAAAUUCAUCGACGGAGAGAUGCUAGAAGGGAAACUGGCCACGCUGACGUCCACGGAGGAGGGCAGGCCUCACUUCGAGUUGCUGCCCGGAAGUUCCGUGUUCCACUUCGACAAGUCAACUUCGUCUUGCAUUUCCACCGAUGCUCUCCUUCCAGAUCCCUACGAAUCAGAGAGGGUUUAUGUUGCAGAAUCUCUCAUUUCCAGUGCUGGAGAAGGACUGUUUUCAAAGAUCGCAGUGGGACCCAACACUGUUAUGUCUUUUUAUAAUGGAGUCCGGAUUACACACCAAGAGGUGGACAGCAGGGACUGGGCCCUGAAUGGGAAUACCCUCUCCCUCGACGAAGAGACGGUCAUUGACGUGCCUGAGCCCUACAACCGCGUGUCCAAGUACUGUGCCUCCUUGGGACACAAGGCGAACCACUCCUUCACUCCAAACUGUCUCUAUGACAUGUUUGUCCACCCCCGUUUUGGGUCCAUCAAAUGCAUCCGCACACUCCGAGCUGUGGAGGCCGACGAGGAGCUCACUGUGGCCUACGGCUAUGACCACAGCCCCCCGGGGAAGAGUGGGCCUGAAGCCCCCGAGUGGUACCAGGUGGAGCUGAAGGCCUUCCAGGCGGCCCAGCAGAAGUGAAGGGCCCGGCUCUGGGCUCCAGAGACCCGGAACAGAAACUCGGAUCUAUGCACUCCGUUUAUGCGACGACGGGACAACCAGGGACUGCUCGUGCUGUGACAUCACAUCCUCUCACUCUGCGCCCGCGACUCUCGCGCACACUAACUAGGUUUGAUUCUAUCGCUCAUACCAGACUUAAAAUUAGCUAGCCUUGCAGCAGCGCCCUACAGAGAGGGAUGGCCGAGCACUUGACACAGCAUGAUGUUCUUGGGUGGUUCAAGUCCAAGUCUGGACCUGGUUCAGAGAUGCCAAAUGAUCAGACUGAAAAAGGGAAAGGGGUUUUUCAGUCAUUUUCAGUCCGUGGUUUUUCCAUGAUGUUUUUUCCUAUGGCCAACUGGAAGUGUAUUGUUAGCACACCUGCAGGUGGGCCAUGUGGAGGAUAGAGAAUUACUACAUUUUUAUUCUCUAAAUGUAGUAUAAUUUGCCUUUUAACCUUUGAUCUGUAUCUUGCAAUAGAAUGGCUUUGUUUUUUUCCCCUAGCAAACAGAAACCCACUUUUUGAGUCAUUUCACCCCUCAGCCCUGUUCUCUAUCUUAGACACUUUUUUCAAGAGCAAACUUCCAAAUGGGGUUUGUGUCAGCGCCAGUAUGUAGGUCUGUCUGGCUCUUUCUGCAUCAUUGUUUUAUUAUCACGUCCUACUAUGAAGACCUGGCUCCUAGAGCCAGGGUAUUAUUAUAGCAUUAUUAUUCUCGCAUGCAAACAAAGAUAUCUUUGCGUUAAGAUGUGAGAAGAGUUUACUUUGUUUGCAUUAAGUUAUGGAAGAGUUGUAAUAUAUAUUUUAAGAAAGGAAAGAGGGAAAUUAGUGUUUCUAAGCAGUAACUGUGGCAACUUUGCAGUAUCUUCAGUAGUGCUAGGAAUCCUUUUCUUUGUGCACACACAUCAAAUGUACAUAACACACAGCAGCCUGACUUGUGGCACAGUGCACCACAUUCAAAGGUCCAAGAGCAAACUUGAAUUCUGACGCAGAAUUCACAAGUUGUGUGUGUUUUUUUAAAUCACUACUAUUAUGAGAGACAUCCUGAUCACUAGGUAAAAUCAAACCGGAACGCUAAAACUCUUCAUCUGUGUAAUUUCCAAGUACUAAUCUGCUUCAGAGCAUUGUGAAUUAAGAAUAACACCUGUCUAGUUUAAAAGCAAUGAUAUCAAUAGCAUUUCAGCCUUUUCCCAAGCCAUGUGUAAUCACAGCUGCAGAAAUAAGGAGGAAAGUCCCUGUUUUUAGUUUAGCUAAUUAGGUAUGUAACGUACCUGGGAUUGCUCUGAAUGAAUCCCAAGAGUUUGGGGGUUUUGGAAGUCCCCUCGCCACAUGCCACAGCUGUGUCCACUCUAGAUGCCUUAGAAAGGCAGCCGGGAGGUCUGACGAGCAAAACGACUCUGACCUGCAGGUGUCAACGGUGGCGCCUGUUACCUGAGCCAGUUUGGUCCUGAAAGCUAAAGCUUUCCAAGCCAUGACCCAUAACGAGCUCUGGCUGAGUAGGGAAGGCUUACUGGGAGGGGGCUGAGUUAAGAAAAGGGCAGGUGGGAGUUUGAUAGUUCUUAUCAGUUUCCCAAUGCUCUUAGAAGUGCUUGGCCUGGGGCUGCUCAAAGCCUUCAGUUCUCGCAGCCCCUGGGCACAGGUCUCAGCCCUACAGAUGGUGGCAGAAGCCGCUCUUCCCUUUUUUUGUGCAAGGCCAGGCUGCGGGAGCUCCCUCCCCAGCAGGGCCAGAGCAGCGAGGUGGCCGGGUUCCUUGGAGAUGAGCUGAAGGUUCAUGCAGGAAAGGUUGUUGGGGCUGCCGGAAAGAUCUCCCACAAAGGACCAGAGAGAAUUUUUAGAUGAAAAGCCAGCAGGAUAGGAUCGCUUCUAUUCUGUAGAAAGAGACUGUUCAGGAAACUGUGACUGAUGGGCAGUUUUGGGGCAUGUAUUCUGAUUAGUGCUUUGAGUCAAAUGGGUCCCAAGGUGAGAGAGGCUGUUAGCAAGAGAAAGAUGGUUUUGAUGGACCCCCGUGGGCUGAGUAGUGGAGUCAACUCGGGAGGGAGGUCGGGGACUGGACAGCUAGGUCACACCUCCGGGGCAGCCACACUCUGAAAGAUUUCAUUUCUGAGGGCUGUCUCGCUCUGGUUGAGACUAUAGUGGGUAUAAUUUCUGUCCUAAUGGGUUAUUCUAAUUAUCCCAUUCUGAUGGAAUUUCUCUUCCUUUCUUCUUUCUUUUAUUUCUUCCUUAUUUUUCUUUCUUUUUUUUUUUUUUGAUAAAAGGGAUCAAAGAGUUGUAAGUAGUAAUUAACCAACUAAUCCAUUGCAUACUGGAUGAUAACACUGAGUUUAAAAUCCAGCAGUGUGUUGACCUUCAGGCAAAUCAGAGGAAACACACCUGAGCAGGGCCUCUCCCUCCCUCCCUCCCUCCCUCCCCUCUGCCAGGUGCCUUCUGGCUCUUGCUUCUCCUGUGCUCUGCUCCCUCCUUCUCUCUUGUCUGUGACAAGGCCUGGGUGUCUGGGUAACAGUACCCUAGCUGGUCUCUUCUUCUCUGUUCCUCUCUCUCCUUCAGUGUUCUGAGGUCCUCCCUUGCUGGUCUCUCCAGCUCGGAGAGUCCCCCCCCACCCCACCCCCCACCUCUCUUUCUAGCUGUGUGGCCCUCUCUCCAUUUCCUCUGUGUCAUGUCUGGCUCGGUGGCUCCCACUCUCCCCUGCCACACACACACACACACAGACACACACUCACAAAUGUAAGACUUUGUCAGGGGGUAGAAUCAGAGGGGGCUUGAGGUUCACUGAUCCGUAGGUAGGGAAAGAAGUCGAGGCAGUGGAGUAACUGGUAAGGAAGGGAUUGUUCCUGUCAGAGCCAAAGUCGAAGGGAAAGCCUCGGGGUGUACUUUUCUGCCAAGUCUUUGCAUCACUGUGGAUCAAUCACAACAAAAUGUGGACGAUUCCAUGUGGUGGGGAAUAAAGAAACCACUUUUGCUCUCCCCAAAACCGGCCAGCGCCCAGGGUGUGCGCAGGACGCCAUGGGUCUCUAGGAGAUUCACUCAGAGCGAUCUCAGCCCAACUCCUGCAUGACCAGGCCUGUAUCCUUGGCAGCUUUUCUGUGGUGAAAUAGUUAGUCUCUUGUGUUAGGAAUAGGAACUAAUCCGUAGGAGCUAUGUCCCCAGAUGGACUUUGGGAUGGACUAACAAAAACUGCUGCAGCAGCUGAAUUUCCGAUGCAAAGGAAAGAUGAAAUUAAAAAGCAACAGGCGAGGAACACUUGAGUUUUAUAGGACCUAUUCUUAUUUUAACCUGCUUCCUCCCUGGUCUACCUGAGAAACCAAGAAGGAAAUCUAUUUCUUAAGGCCUCUUGGAACCUGCCUGGGCCCCAGGAGGUUCUUCACACUUGAAAAAGUAUUUCCUUAUCACCAACAAUCUGAAAAGGCCAAGGUGGAGGCCAAGGGUAACCAUUUACCACAUUCAAUUGUAACUUAAAAUCGCAGUGACUGUAAGCAGUAAAUUCAAAGGCUGUCUUCUCAGUGACACAGUAGGUGGCACUUGAGUGACUUUCCUUUCACAUAAAAAAAUUUAAGUCACUCACCUGCAAAAUGCAUUUAAGAUCUUCCAAGAAGGAAUAGUUUCCUGUUUUGCUUUGAAAACAGUUGUCUCAAGUUUCUGUCUUAAGAGUAGUGAUUUAGAAUCCAGACAUCUUUUGUUUUAGGAAAACAAGCAAAACUAUGUUGCAAGACUGAUCAUUGUGAUGUGUAUUUGCCACAGAUCAAAGGUUCACAAAAUAUAUUAAAUCUACAUCUGCUUGAGGUCCCCUGACAGACUGGUAUUUUUUUUUUGAUCCUUCCCUUCAGGAAUUGAAGCCUCGGUGUCACUUUUUUAUUUAAAAAAUUCUAAAUUGUAAUGGUUUUAUUUUGCCAAAUGUGUGCAUACAUAUUCAAAGCAAUGAAACAAUUUCAAGCCAUACAACCACAAAGGUGGGAACCCUUUUCACAAAUUUUAAUGUGUUUGUAUGUAAAUAGAUGUUUGUAUGAAAUAUUUUCAUGGUAGAAUGAAUAUAUUUAAAUGAAGUUGAAUUAUUCCAGUGCUGUUUAAACAAAUUGCAAAAUUUUUGGUGAGAAUUACCUGAGUCUAUUGAGAUAUAAUGCAGAUCAAUUUUGAUUUUUACAAAUCAAAAGCCUACAAAUAACUCUGACCCAAGGCAACUUCCCCGUGUCGUUGCGUGUGGUGCCGAGAGAGCUUGUAGGUUUCCCCAGUGCCUCAGCCGCUUCCUGGUGUAAGUUAGGUGCUCGUGGAGGUGUGUCCACCUUUUAGUGACAUCACUCAGGGCCCUGGGGGGCCUGCGAGUGGGUUCAAGGCAUUAGAGACACUGGUGCAUUUAUCCAGAGCACAAUUUCUUUGCAGGGCAGCAGAAUCAGAAGCCAGACGUGGCCAUGUGAACCUCAGAACCGGGUUUUCUGGCCGCCACCAACCGCCACCCUUACUGCCUAGUCACACAUGUCAGGGAGGCUGCCCUCAGUGGAGUUGGGGGUCAGACCCCAGGGUGGGACUUCACGGUUUUGCCAGCAGCCCCUGCUUCCUGGCCUCCCCCUCGCAGAGAGGCAGGAGGAGGGCGCAGCUGGCAUGGGGCCCAUUUCUCAGCACAGCACGUUUCCUGUCUCAGCUCUGGGAGACUGUGCACGAAGGCACCAAACUUUGGACCAGAGAGAGACGCCCGCGGAUAACGUCGGUCCUCGCUUCCUCUGUCUGGGACUUCGGUCCCCAGACCAAUCACAUCCCUAGGACAUACCUCCCAAGUCUCCCGACUCUUAGGUUACUAAAAUAUUCCUUUAUAAUGAUUUCCAACUUGAGCAGGGGUUUUCUUUUUCAGCUUUGGCCCUGGAUAUAAUGAAAUGAUCACUUUUAUGACAAAUUUCACUGUGUAUACUAGCAAUAUGUACACACCUGCCAAUGUAUCUUACCGUAUUGACUUGGUUACAUUUUGGGUUAUUAUAAUUAAUCUUGAUUCAUGUAUUGGGAAAUACAGGGACUACGUAAUGCCUGCUUAUCAUAGUAGAAAUUUGGAUCAUGGUUCUGAGCUCCCUACUUCAACAGCUUUUUCCUCCUGGGUUUUCUACCUUCUCUUUUUAUUGUGAAAUGCAUUUAUGAGGUUGUGAGGUAUGUUUAUGGAUCGGAAGCCAGGGGUAGGCUUUCAGCAUUUAUUGCAACCUAAAGUUAACCCCAGCACAGUUAAUGAGCAUCUUCGACUGGUCUUCUGUGGAAUUUGAACUAAAUCUAUGAGCCUUAUUCAAUAUCUAUAAUUCUAUGGUUUUUUUUAAAUUAUGGGAAAUUAAUGAAAGAUGUUUACAUGAAUAACGUUUGCCCUUACUGUGUUAUGAAUGAGUUUUUUGUAGUGUGUCUGGGUGCAUGUGCAAGAGAGUAGGAAAAAUGUUUCUGAAACAAAACUUGACAAAUAUUUGUAAUGAAAAGUAAAUUUAAAGAUUGCUAUAAUUGCGCUAUAGAAACAAUGCAAGUAUUAAACAAAAUAUACAAUCA
Artibeus jamaicensis (Jamaican fruit-eating bat) is the source of this 7246-nucleotide messenger RNA. It is a transcript of the gene SETD7, whose product is annotated as SET domain containing 7, histone lysine methyltransferase. Gene Ontology annotation, molecular function: protein binding; histone H3K4 monomethyltransferase activity. Gene Ontology annotation, biological process: regulation of DNA-templated transcription. Gene Ontology annotation, cellular component: chromosome. Lineage: Eukaryota; Metazoa; Chordata; Mammalia; Chiroptera; Phyllostomidae. Bases 631 to 1731 code for a protein of 366 amino acids. The record is from RefSeq and is a predicted model, not a curated record. The transcript is spliced from 8 exons.